AUGGCCAUCUUCAGUGGUUGGAUUUUCCUCUUGCUUGAGAUGUUUCUUGAGGUUUCAGCGUCUUAUAGUGUGAGUGGUCUUUACCGAGGGGUCUGGUACCAGCCGGUAGAGCACUACGCCCUGCUAGGCCAUUCCUUCAUGAAUAUCUCAGGCAUCUCUGCCGUCAGAUGUUCAGUUCGGUGUCUCAGCCAUCAUGAAUGUUUUUCUUUCAACUACGAUAACAUCAAUCAACUCUGUCAGAUGAACAACGCCAGUGCUGAGCACGUCUGUGACAACUUUCAAGGAAUGCCGUAUGUUUCGUAUUACGACGCAACCGCAAAACCAAUCACCUGCAAGAGUAUUAUUUCUGGCAAUGCAAAGUGCGCUCCUGUGAAGGUCUCUGUGGGUUUUGAGAAACUCGGUCUUGAAGAUGGUUCGAUCCCCGAUGAGAGCCUCUCCGCAUCAAACAGCUGGGAUAGCAAGGAGGUCAGCACACCGGCUGGUGGCCGUCUCAACAAGAUAGCACCUGACGGUACUACCAUGGGAGCAUGGUGUCCUAUGGUAGAGGACACCAACCAGUGGAUACAGGUGGAUUUAGGCAACCCGACCUACGUCACUGGGGUACUCACACAAGGGCGUAACGGUGGAGCUGUCCCGGAAACUGCCCAGUGGGUGACAAAGUACAAGGUGCAGUUCGAACCGCCCUCACCGGCAGGUCUUGUUGAUGUGAAGGACCAACUUGGUCAAACUCAGAUAUUCAAUGGCAACACCGACAGAAACAGCAUCGUGGAGAGGCGCUUCUUCAAGCCCGUCUUGGCGGUCAAGAUUCGCAUCGUGCCCGUUGAGUGGGUGUGGUUCAUCGCGCUGCGUUUUGAGCUGCUUGGCUCGUCUUAUAGUGUGAGUGGUCUUUACCGAGGGGUUUGGUGCCAGCCGGUAGAGCACUACGCCCUACUAGGCCAGUCCUUCAUGAAUAUCUCAGGCAUCUCUGCCAUCAGAUGUUCAGUUCGGUGUCUCAGCCAUCAUGGAUGUUUUUCUUUCAACUACGAUCACAUCAAUCAAGUCUGUCAGAUGAACAACGCCAGUGCUGAGCACGUCUGUGACAACUUUCAAGGAAUGCCGUAUGUUUCGUAUUACGACGCAACCGCAAAACCAAUCACCUGCAAGAGUAUUAUUUCUGGCAAUGAAAAGUGCGCUCCUGUGAAGGUCUCUGUGGGUUUUGAGAAACUCGGUGUUGAAGACGGUUCGAUCCCCGAUGAGAGCCUCUCCGCAUCAAACAGCUGGGAUAGCAAGGAGCUCAGCACACCGGCUGGUGGCCGUCUCAACAAGAUAGCACCUGACGGUACUACCAUGGGAGCAUGGUGUCCUAUGGUAGAGGACACCAACCAGUGGAUACAGGUGGAUUUAGGCAACCCGACCUACGUCACUGGGGUACUCACACAAGGGCGUAACGGUGGAGCUGUCCCGGAAACUGCCCAGUGGGUGACAAAGUACAAGGUGCAGUUCGAACCGCCCUCACCGGCAGGUCUUGUUGAUGUGAAGGACCAACUUGGUCAAACUCAGAUAUUCAAUGGCAACACCGACAGAAACAGCAUCGUGGAGAGGCGCUUCUUCAAGCCCGUCUUGGCGGUCAAGAUUCGCAUCGUGCCCGUUGAGUGGGUGUGGUUCAUCGCCCUGCGUUUUGAGCUGCUUGGCUCGUCUUAUAGUGUGAGUGGUCUUUACCGAGGGGUUUGGUGCCAGCCGGUAGAGCACUACGCCCUACUAGGCCAGUCCUUCAUGAAUAUCUCAGGCAUCUCUGCCAUCAGAUGUUCAGUUCGGUGUCUCAGCCAUCAUGGAUGUUUUUCUUUCAACUACGAUCACAUCAAUCAAGUCUGUCAGAUGAACAACGCCAGUGCUGAGCACGUCUGUGACAACUUUCAAGGAAUGCCGUAUGUUUCGUAUUACGACGCAACCGCAAAACCAAUCACCUGCAAGAGUAUUAUUUCUGGCAAUGAAAAGUGCGCUCCUGUGAAGGUCUCUGUGGGUUUUGAGAAACUCGGUGUUGAAGACGGUUCGAUCCCCGAUGAGAGCCUCUCCGCAUCAAACAGCUGGGAUAGCAAGGAGGUCAGCACACCGGCUGGUGGCCGUCUCAACAAGAUAGCACCUGACGGUACUACCAUGGGAGCAUGGUGUCCUAUGGUAGAGGACACCAACCAGUGGAUACAGGUGGAUUUAGGCAACCCGACCUACGUCACUGGGGUACUCACACAAGGGCGUAACGGUGGAGCUGUCCCGGAAACUGCCCAGUGGGUGACAAAGUAC
This is a messenger RNA of Asterias rubens (European starfish), 2277 nucleotides long. RefSeq lists its product as uncharacterized. The annotation marks the transcript as partial. NCBI's taxonomy places the organism in Eukaryota, Metazoa, Echinodermata, Asteroidea, Forcipulatida, Asteriidae. The record is from RefSeq and is a predicted model, not a curated record. The transcript has 11 exons.